UGUGGAAUUGACGGGGCUUAGCUCCUUGCCAGGAAUGCCAUUUCCAUGGGAAGAGAACGUAGAACCCAGUUGAAGUCACAGUCGAGCGCGGAUCACAAAUAUACGUAUCCUUCACUCGUUGUUCUCUUGGAGGACACCACAAUCGCGUCCCCGAGACAGGACCCGCGAUUUCAUUCCAGUUUAAGUCGCUUGGAAUGAGUUAGAGAAACUCUUUCGUAGAGGAAAGAGCACACCUGAAUUUCGGUCCCGCUCAUAUUGCUUCCUGACAUUGGAUCAGAGACAUCGUAGACACAUCACACAACUAGUGGAAGACUGAUUGAUCCUUGGACAUUUCAAAUCGGUACCCAAUCGUGGCGAACAAGUAGCAUUUGCACAUAGAUUAGAAUUUGUGCCUUGAAUCAAGUUCAGUUUGCUUGCAUUUUGUGUGCGUGACAAAAGUCUCCCAACGGACCCCAAAACAAACAGAACAUAAACAAUGGCAGCAUUUAUGGUUGGCAAGAGUCUAAAGGACCGAAGACAACACAAGGCCAUCGAAGAGCUCUUUGACAAUGCCGACAAGAACGGCAAUGGGCGGAUCUCAGUCCAAGAGUACGUGAACAUAUUCAGCGAACAUGGAAUCACCGUAGAUCAAGAGGAGGUGGAAAAGAUCUCUCAAUUGGCCAAUGAUGCCAGAGAGGUCACAAAAGAUGAAUUCAUUGAAUAUGCCAAACGAUCAGACUUCUUCAAGAGCCAAUUGGACAAGACUGACGGUGACUCGGUGGCGGCCAAGCGGGAAGCCGUAGCCAAAGCUGAGCGAGCUUUUAGACUCUUUGACAAAGACAACGACGGAUAUAUCACAAAGGAAGAGUUCCAAAAAAUCUCCAAGAAGCUAAGUCGGGAACAAAUCGAAGCAGUUUUUGCCAAAUUCGACAAGGAUGGCGACGGAGUGUUGAGUUUCGAGGAGUUUCGGAAGAUGCUGAACAAGGACCAUCGAUAGAACCAAAAAAACAAGUUGAUUUUCACAACAGUAGGGAACGGAAUCAAAAAUCUUUGGAAGCAAAAAUCUUUAUCCAGUGCCCUCGCCAUCCCGAAUAUAUUACAAUCACAUUUACUAAUCCAUAAAACUGAAUUUCAGUUUCUUAAGACGAACAGUUGCAGACAAAUGUAAACCAGACAUUAGGAAACUAAUGUAGAGGAACAAGUGAGUCCUUAUUUCCGGCCUGCUUUUUUAACUACCCUGAUGUCAAUUUAAAUGCAAUAGCCAGUAAUCAUGAAUGAAUGACUCUUUUCGUUGCGCUGACUUUCUUAAGUUUCCCAACUCCCAAACGUAAGACACAAAACAAUGGCCAUUUAAAUAUCGAAGCCCCGUAUUUACUCCAUCCAGUAUAAACAGCUUUCUCCUCAUAAAGCAGCUAACCAUUUGUAUCUAACACAUUCAUAAAACCAAUCGAAUAGAAUAAAAGUAUAAAUGUUG
Messenger RNA from Tigriopus californicus, 1453 nucleotides. RefSeq names its product squidulin-like. The record is from RefSeq and is a predicted model, not a curated record. Lineage: Eukaryota; Metazoa; Arthropoda; Copepoda; Harpacticoida; Harpacticidae. Gene Ontology annotation, molecular function: calcium ion binding. The transcript has a single exon. The coding region runs from base 476 to 976 and encodes 166 amino acids.